AUGAAAGUGGAUGAAGCGAGAGAGGAGUGGCUAGAAUCUCAGGGCAUCGAGUUAUCUAAAGAAGAGAGUCUGCCCGAUGACCCGUAUAAGAAGAAGGAGAGAUGGAAGUCGGUGGCGCCACCGCAGCGUGCGCAGGCGCAUAAUGAUGCUUUGCGAAGGUUUUUGGAGUACGAAGGGAAAGUGCUUGCGUUCAAUGUGGCGUGGGACAAUAGAGAUUCUGCAUUCGGGGAACUGGUAGAAUAUAAAAUGAUGUAUUUUUUGCAAGACGACACCAUUGCGAUUAAGGAACUUCACGACGAAAGAGGUGGAAAGGAUCCGUUUCCUCUACUCUUGAAGAAGAGGAAAGUACCGAAGAAGUGGAAAGAAAGGCCAGUGUCGUUUCCGUCCAUCGCGAUGGAGAUAACAGAUGAGGAAGUGACUGAGUACUAUUCACCAAGGGAUCUGAUUGUCGGCGAAACUGUCUUCAUUCUGGGACGACGUUUCUUGAUAUUUGACUGUGACAAAUUCACUAGACAUUACUACAAAUCAAUGCUGAAUAUUGAUCAGCCGCAGAGGAUUCAAGUAUUCCAUGAAACGAAGAAGGAAUUCCCAAAGAGUCUUCCGCCCCACAUUGGUAUCGGUACUCCCGAGGAUACACUGCAAUCAUGCUUCGGACUGAUGCCGAAGCCACCACAUAAAGAUGUCAUCAAGUACAAUCUUAAUGCUAAUAAGUACCUCCGCUAUCUCUGUGAACUGGACUGGAUACAUCCGGAGGAUAAAGGUCGUCAGUUCGUGUUUGCAUAUAGCCUCGCCGACGGGACAAUAAAAAUUGGCGAAAUUCCACGGAGAAAUUCCGGGAUUCGUGAAGGGAAAUUCCUUAAGGCUAUGCUUUUGCAAACCCCGGAGUCCGAUCCCAAUUUCCCGACGUAUUAUACGCCGGAUAGGUUUUUUAUUGGAGCAAUUGUACCAGUGUUCAAACAUCGUUUCAAGAUUAUCGGAUGCGAUUUGUUCGUGUAUCGAUACAUGAGUGCGAACCCGGAUAAAUUCCCGCAGGAGGUGAUUGAUAAUGUUCGUAACUAUCACAUGAGUGAGGGCAACCUUAAGGAUGAACUGCAGGAGGCAAUACGUGACGAACAAGCUGCAGAGGUACGCGCUCAAUUGGCAAAGAUUGGUCAAGCGGCUGUCGCCGAGCCAAGCGCGAUGGAGCGUUGUCUAACCGCCCUAGACGUUGUAGAGGGGAGCGCUACGCCGCCCAGGCCGCCUACGCCGCCCAAAACUACGGAUCGUAUAGCAUAUGAUGACGCAUUACGCGUGCAAAGAAUGAGCAACCCAACAUGUGACAAUGUACUACCACUGAAAGGAAUCUUAAAGUCUGGAAUGGCUCGAGAAGAUCAGCAGAAGGUGGUAUGCUUCAGUGGACCAGCACCUGAUGAACAUCGGGAGAAAGCUGCUAGAACUACUUACCCACCGGGGCAGCAGCCUCACUUUACUGAUGAUGAAGACUUUUGCGAGAGAUACAAGGAUGCGGACGCUGAAGAAAGAGCAGCGAGACGCGAACAUAACAUAUGCCCGUAUGAAGUAAUUCCGAAUAAACAGAGCCAGGAGGCGACAGGUGAAGAGGUUAUACCCAAACCGCAGUUGCCUGGAUACCUUGGCACUUAUGGAGUUGAUUGCAAAGAGGUGCCUGAUUACAUGCGUUUGUCCCCCGACGCGUUUGAGAAAGUCAAGAAACUACGUCGCGAUAUUCCCGAAAUAUCACCCGCGGCUGCGAGGGUGGCGGAACACCCUCGGGAGCCGCCGCCCCCUGUGGAGGCCUGUCUCACGGCACCAGCGCCAAUCAACCCGUGUGCCAAGAAGAAGGAAGACGUGGCGUUCGCUUGUCCCCACGUUAAAGCUGUCAUGCCGUGCUGCGAUCCUGAUAAACGUGGACCGGUUUAA
Molecule: messenger RNA, 1917 nt
Organism: Pieris macdunnoughi
Lineage: Eukaryota; Metazoa; Arthropoda; Insecta; Lepidoptera; Pieridae
Source: the annotation of a GenBank genome assembly